AGGCGCACGGCCCGGCCCGGGGGAGAGGGUCGCAAGAUGGCGGCGCUGAAGGAAGCUCGGGGCUACGGGCUGUCUUGCGGGCGGGUGAGCGACGGCAGCAAGGUGUCUGUCUUCCACGUGAAGCUCACCGACAGCGCUCUGAGGGCCUUCGAGAGCUACCGCGGCGGCCAGGAAUCUGUUGCUUUGAGACCAUCCAUCCGAUUUCAGGGAAGCCAAGGGCACAUCACAAUUCCCCGGCCUGGUUAUCCAACAGAAGUACGAACUUUCACAUUUUAUCUUUCAAAUAUUGGCAGGGAUAGCCCCCAAGGGAGCUUUGAUUGCAUCCAGCAAUAUGUGUCCAGCAAUGGAAAUGUCCAUCUGGACUGCCUGGGCAGUAUACAGGACAAGAUUACUGUGUGUGCCACUGAUGAUUCUUACCAAAAAGCCCGGCAAAGCAUGGCCCAAGCUGAGGAGGAGACCCGCAGCCGCAGUGCCAUUGUCAUUAAACCAGGAGUUCGUUAUAUCGGCAAAAAGGUUCAGUUCCGGAAGCCAGCCCCGGCCGCUGCAGACACUGUUCCCUCAAGGAAGCGCUCAACGCCAAUCAAUGUUGCCAAUGCCAUCAAGAAGAGCAGUAGUGGGAUUUCUCAGCAACCCUUCAGAGACAGGGUCAUUCAUUUACUGGCACUUAAGCCUUACAGGAAACCCGAGCUGAUCCUGAGGUUGCAAAAGGAUGGCCUUUUGCAGCAGGACAAGGACGUGCUGGACAGCCUCUUGCAGCAGGUUGCCAACUUGAGUGCCAAGGACAGCACAUACACAUUAAAAGAUUGCAUGUACAAGGAUGUUCAGAAGGACUGGCGUGGAUACUCAGAAGGAGAUCAGCAGUUACUAAAAAGAAUUCUUGUUAGGAAACUCUGUCAGCCACAGAACGUAGGUAGUGUUCCUGGAGACACACCUUCCUCAAGUCCACCACCGAAAGACCCUUUGAAUUCCUCAUCGCCUCCUCAGAAACGAUCUCAGCCACUGGAUUUCAUUGACCCGCUGGCAAAUAAGAAGCCAAGGAUAUCUCAUUGUACUCAAAGAACUCAGCCCACUUUCAAUGGGAAACUGAACUCUUCUAAUGGGAAGGAAGUCCCUUCUGCUCCUGGUCCAGCUUCUGUGGCCAAUUCAGUCAGCUCUAGCUCCCACCUCCCUGGCCUGGAGCUCCCCCAGCCUCACGACCCCCUCACUGAUGUCAGCAAUGACAUAUGUCACAAUGGCAGAGACUGUGAGAAUGCCGAGGCCUCUGAGAGCCUCAGUCUCCCUCUGCUGACAGACUGUCCCCAGACCAGCAAACACAGUUGUGCCUCAUGGCAUAUGAAAACCAAGAAGAAAUCCAAAAAGCACAAAGAAAAGGAGAAGCGAAGUGAGGAGAAACAUAGAGAAGAGAAGCAGGACUGUGAACUCAUGAAGAACUCCGAUACUAAGAUGAGUGGGGCUCUGCAGGAAGGCACAGGUUUAAAUGGAACAUGCAAUAAUUCUAGUGUUCCAACAUCAACUUCGGAAAUGCCGGAUUAUCUAUUAAAAUAUGCUGCCAUUUCCUCCUCGGAACAGCGUCAAAGUUAUAAGAACGAUUUUAACGCUGAAUACAACGAGUACCGAGAUUUGCACGCACGGAUAGAGAGAAUAACUCGACGGUUCACACAACUGGAUGCAGAGCUCAAACAGCUUUCCCAAGGUUCAGAAGAAUAUGAGACCACCCGCGGUCAGAUUUUACAAGAAUAUUGGAAAAUCAAAAAGACUAAUACUAACUACAGCCAAGAAAAGUACCGUUGUGAAUAUCUGCACAACAAACUGGCUCACAUCAAGAAACUGAUAGCAGAGUAUGACCAGCGGCAGCUGCAGCCUUGGCAGUGACCUGUGUGCUGGGGAGUGCCGGGCCUGGAUGGACUGGUGGCUGGCCGCAGCUCCCGAGCUGCCACUGGGCUCCACUGGCUCUUGCUGGGCCACUGGCAUUUCAAGCUUCCCCCUUUUGGGGUGUGUGGGGAACAGGGGAAAGUUUAAAGAAAAGAAAAAUGUAUCUAUUUAACAAAAAGUAGAUAAAUAAAAGGAAAACUCACUCAUUAACUUCCAGAGGAAAACGUGCAGGGGAACUCCAUGGUUUCCAUAGGUUUGAGUGAGUAGCAGGUUGUCAGCCCCUGGUUGGGCUGCUUAUGAUCCUCUGGUUCUUCUGCUUUCCCCCUCAGGGAAUGGGGGCACCACUGGGGGAUGCAUUUUGGGGGCCCAGUCACCAGCCUAAAAAGCAUCUUCUUUAUAUGCAAGCUGUCUGGGCGCCUUGCACAGGAUCAGCUCCUGAACCCCAUGGGUCGAGCAGGCGUCUCUCCAGCCAUCUCACUGGAUGGCUUCUCAGAGGGCCCAGGCCCAGGGCUCAGCUUCAUGUUUACUAUUGGAAAAUGCUUCUGCGGCCCCGGGCCUUGGGAGACCAGUCCCUGGAACGCCUCUCCUUUGGUGACCGGCACCUGUCUUCAGCCUGCAUCGUGCGUGCUGUCUCCACUGUCCCAGAGGACUCUGAGAUGUCUGUCCAACUUUUCUAGUUUUAUAUGAAGAUGGCCAAUUUUAUUCCUUGCUAAUGAGACGAUGGUCUAUUUUUGUAUGAGAGAAAAUGCAUCUUUUCUAAAUCCGUGCCUCUCCUCCCUUUUGGGCCAAUGGUCUGGAUCCCUUUCCUUUGUUCUAAUUGCAGUAUUACUAAAUCGAUAGAGGCAUUAUUAUUAUUAUUAUUGUUAUUAUUAUUAUUUUGGUGAUGCCCUGUAAAAAGAAAUGCAAGCAGCUGGAGGUAUAUUUAGAGUUGGGGGCUUUGGUUUUGACCCCUUCCAAAGAAGCGGCAGGCCCUCAGCUUUUGGAACAGAACGAGAUCUGGCUGAGAUCGAUUGAGUUGUCCCUCUCCCAAGAUCCUUGUUCCAGAUUCUGAACCCUGCCUUACAGGUCUUCAGGGAACCGCUGUGAGCUCAGCCCUGGGGGCAGGGCCCCCAAUGUAAGUCUCUGGGCUUACCUUCUUAAUUCCUUCCCUCUGUCUUUCUUUGAGUACCCCAAAGUAUUCCUUCUUCCAGUCUUUCACCUGCUUGGUGAGGGUUUCUUUGCACUAGAAAGUUCCUUCUCUAGGGGAAUCUGUUGCCUGGAAAUAGCCCCUCCUUUUCCUUUGUGUCCAGCUCAGUUCCCCCAACUCCCUCCCUCCCCAACCUGGCAUUGUACCAGAUAGCCACCUGAGAAGCUGCCCUCCUCCCUCUUCCCAUGUCCUCAGGCAUGCCUGCUUCACUGGGGCUGGCCUUCACUGUAGAUGGCUACUUAGCUAUUUUGGGAUUCAUUCAGAGUGGUAAUCUGCAUUCUCUAGUUUCCCCAGAUAGGAAACCUGCAUUAGCAGGAGCAUACCCUUCAGAUUGAAUGCAGUCAAAACUGAUAGUGGAUUUGUGUGUCGAGCCCUCUGGCUGUCUGAACAUUGAGACAGAGUGAACCUCUUCACAGUAAGCUCAACUUAACAGAAUGUCGAGAUUUGGCCUGGAUAUGAUUGAAAGGAGGGAGAUGCUGGAGUAUCCAGCAUCAUUGAACUGACAGUUGUUAGUGGAAGAGGCUGCUGCAUCUACCCAUCAAUAUCCUAGCCAAAUAAGCUUGCAAACAGUAUGCCAGAACAUCUGGCAGGCCACAGAGAACCAGAUAGGCAGAGGCAUCCUGAAGUUGGAGAAAGAUGUCUUUUCCCCCAGAUGGGCUUGCAUCGAGGUUCGCUCCAUGGCAGAUGGCUCAGCUUUGAGGACUUCAGACUACUUUCUUAGCACAAAUGAAUAGAAUUCACUGAAGUGUGAGGGAACUUCCCAGACAGGCAUUGUGGUGUUGAGAGGCCUUAUUUGAAAAUUUCAUGGAGACGACACCCC
Molecule: messenger RNA, 3878 nt
Organism: Phascolarctos cinereus (koala)
Lineage: Eukaryota; Metazoa; Chordata; Mammalia; Diprotodontia; Phascolarctidae
Gene: ELL
Product: elongation factor for RNA polymerase II
Biological process (GO): transcription elongation by RNA polymerase II; positive regulation of transcription elongation by RNA polymerase II; snRNA transcription by RNA polymerase II
Cellular component (GO): transcription elongation factor complex
Molecular function (GO): cis-regulatory region sequence-specific DNA binding
Source: RefSeq, a predicted model, not a curated record